CAUCAUCGCGGACGAACAUGACUUGGACUCUCUUGCAAAACUUGACUGCCACCUACCUUCCCCAGAAUGUAAGUUAGGUGACAUUGCAAAGAGGAGAUCAGCUUCCAACAAAUGUGACACGACUCCGCCAAAAGCACAAUGAUUGCGAUGUCGCCGGAAACAGACACGCCGUUACCACCCAUGGGGUUUAUCGCGGUAGAGUGCCACUUCACUCGACCAGCGGGUGAUGCGUUUAACGAGCGUACUUGGCCGUUCCCGCUGAUUCGAGAAAGAGCCCCGGGUUCCUUGGUGACUGAUUUGGUGACCAGGGAGGGUUACGAUGCAGGUUUUCUCGACAGAUUUGUCCAAACGGGUCAAAAGCUCGCCGAACAAGGCGCAGUGGGCAUCAUGACAAGCUGUGGCUUCCUAGCCAUGGCCCAGCCAGAGCUUGCAAAACGCUUACCUAUCCCCGUCGCGACGUCGGCGCUGCUCCAUAUUCCAUCGAUCCUGGCUUUCCUGCCGGCCGAUGCGUCUAUCGGCGUCCUCACUUUCGAUGACACGAAAUUGGGUCCUUUGCAUUUGUCGCAGCUCAGCAUCAGAGAUGUUGAUCGUGUGCAUAUCAUCGGCGCUCCCAAGGGCGGAAGUCUGCAGCGGCUGGUGUGCGACGACAUUGAGUAUUCGCAUGAGGAUAUUGAGAAAGAGCUCGUCGAGGCCGCGUUGGAAAUCGCCCAGCGUCACCCGGAGACAAGGGCAAUAUUGCUCGAAUGUACACAGAUGGCCCCUUUUGCUGUGGCGAUCCAGCAAGCAGUCGAGUGGCCGGUGUACGACGUAUAUACCAUGGGCUGUUGGUUCUACUCGGGUCUGUCACGGCACCGUCCGCAAGCCUGGGGACCUAUCGGUUCAGAUAAGACACGAGGCUAGCCUGUCAUUUAUUUAUUUAUUA
Messenger RNA from Exophiala viscosa, 922 nucleotides. RefSeq lists its product as uncharacterized. NCBI's taxonomy places the organism in Eukaryota, Fungi, Ascomycota, Eurotiomycetes, Chaetothyriales, Herpotrichiellaceae. The record is from RefSeq and is a predicted model, not a curated record. The transcript has a single exon. The coding region runs from base 139 to 900 and encodes 253 amino acids.